CGAUGUGUGCUGAAACGUUUGCGUGCACUCGCACCUUAAAGAUUAUCUAAUCGCUGGGAAGACGUACUGAUGUGCAGUGAUUGUGCAGGGGUAAUUUGUUCAUAAUCUUCGGCGACAGAAUGGCAUUUCGGUCCCUUUCGCUUUCUCCUAAGGUAGGAAAGAAAGUUUUGCUGAAUUAUUUAAGACCAGAGAGAGUUUGCGGCGCGAGUAAUGGCCGCGCUAUGUCAAUGCGGUCUUCAGGGGAUGACAAGCAGAGCAAAAACACGGGCUCUUCAGCACACUGGGAUGUUCCACCGUCUGUUCAGGGAUACCAGGGUGGGGAACACGAAUUCGCUCACAAUCAUUCGCUGGAAGUUCUGUCAGCGGCAGUGGACUAUCACUACGUGGCCCGCAAAAGUAGCAGUAUAUGUGACACCCCACCUCCGUAUGCAACUGCUGGACAAACUGAGCAGGGAAAGGAAAAAGAAAGUUGCAGUCAAGAGUAUGACAACAGUGGUCAUGUUAGUUUGUCGAGUUGUAUGCAGACCAAUGUCCCAGAGCCUUUCAGCCCAGCUGGAAGGUCACCAGUUCACCUGAACAUGCCACAGGGACGCAGUUCUAGUGAGCAGAAGUAUGUGGCAAACAAGCUGGAGAACAUGCACCCGUCACGUCAGUUCUCCACAUCGGCACGGUUGUAUGCAGUGGGAGCUAUGGUGCAGUCUCUCCAGGGAGAGUAUGAAACAGAGCCCUGCCCACAGGGAAUUCAAGGCGAUGACUGCGUCCAGUUCAAGCUGUGGCUGGACAGCUGUCGGCGUUAUGGACUUGCCAACUGCGAAGAUCAGCUCCAGGGGAUUCAAACUGGUAGAAAGACUUUGGCCCAAGUCCUGCAAGAGCAAGAGGAGUUAAUCCGGCAAAUAGCGGCUGACUACAGGCAGGCGACAGGGGCUUCUGAACCUUUGGAUUCUCAGCUGGGAGAGCUGGGAUUAGAUGACCCAUGUCCACAGGGCAUCCAGGGCGAAGACUGCGAACAGUUUCGACUGUGGUUUAAGAACUGUCAGCGUUUUGGUUUCGGAGACUGUGCGGAGCAGUUGCAGGGGAUACAAGGAGGGAGAAAGUCUCUCUCACAGGUGUUAAAGGAACAAGACGACCUGAUUAGAAACAUCGCCAAAAAAUAUUACAGCACAUCGGCAGGUCAGGUGGGUAUGAGUGGAGUUACCCGCUCCUUUUCCACGGGUCCCACAUCUCCCCCAAAUCCAGACCCUGUCCCAGUCCUGACUCAGAAGGAAAAGCUGAAGAGAGCUGUCAAAGACUAUGGUGCCAUUGUCGUUGUGUUUCAUGUCGGAAUCUCUCUCAUUUCUUUGGGUGGAUUUUAUUUGCUCGUAUCCAGCGGCAUUGAUGUGGCUGCCCUCUUGGGAAAACUAGGCGUAGGUGAAUCCUUUAUAGGGUCCCAGGUGGCUAAAGGUGCCAGCACAUUUGUGAUGGCCUAUGCUGUACAUAAAGUCUUUGCCCCAGCUAGAAUAGCCAUCACACUGACGUCAACUCCAUUCAUUGUACAGUACCUGAGACGCAUCGGGAGUGUUAAAGUCAAAGUCACUUCUAAAGAAAUAAACAAUCAUCAAAAUGCUAAAAUAUAUAUGCCUAUGUAUGUAACAUAGCAGUGCUAAGAUCGUCGUGGAGAUAUGUAACAUUUAGGGAGUGGCAUCUUUCAAAACUUCCAGUAUGGUCAUCUUGUUGUUUCUGGUAUAUCACCCAAAUAUCACAAAGAGAUUUUCAAAGUUGACUUUUAUGUUGACUUCGUAAUGUUUAACCAUUGUAUUCUAGCCAUGAAAAUACCGUAAAGUGCUCUAUGUGUUAAAGUAUGAACUAAAAAAAAGUUUAUUGUAUUUGAACUUCAUGUUUUAUUUUGUGAACUGAAAUCAGCGUUUUGAAAUUUAUAAUUUUUUUGUUUUCUUUUUUAAUUUUAUUACCACCAAAGUUUUAUUUCAGUCUUGCCUCUUUGACUGUUGUCAUAGUCCUGAAAACACAUUGCAACGCUACAUGUACAUGUUCAAAGUGGAAACCCUUAAAAGAGUUGUUCAUUACAUUUGGAUACUAAAGCAGUAGAUCUUAACUUGAACAGACUGCAUCUACCUUUGAUAUCAAACAUAUUAAUGUUUCACAAUAUUAAUUCUUGUAGUUGAUGAUCUAUGUUUGUUGUUUUGUUUUAUUGCCAAGAAGAGUUUAUAAAAAUUUACACUGUUUUGGAUUAAAGUAUUUAUGUUGUACAAUGAUAUAAUAUUGUAUGGGUUGGUAGUGGACAUACCACAAUUUUAUUACUCAUGCGCAUAAGGUGCAAAAGAGAGUAUCCAAACAGUUCUGUAUGAUAGAGCAGACUGUCCCAAUUUUUUUUCCCGUCUCCCACAUUAAAGUUGCUGCAAACAUGGUGUCCAAAACAGCAGUAAGUUUUGUUGCUAAUUUUGGAUAGGUAUUGUAGGCUAAGCAUGUGCUCAUGUACUGGUACUGUAAUUAUCAAGUGUGAUUCCCACAUGAUGUCACUUGACAGGAAAACAAUUCACUUAUAAUGUUGGGUGGAAAUACAUUCUUUUAUUAUUCCCAGUCAAAGAAGACUGUUUAGAAAAUUCUCACCAAGGUGAUCAUUUAUGUGUGCUUGUGAACAGAUUAUGUGAUGACUGUGUCUGGCAGGACAUGCACCUGCCUUUUUUGUAAGUUAAUUCAAGACUAAAAUCACUGUAGUUAAAUUGUGCUGAUAAUACAUUAUGGUACAAGUACUGUAAUGAUUAAAUUUAAAUGGUCAUAGAUUUACUAGUGAAGACCUUUGAUCUGCAUUAUCAUUGAGUAUCCUUACAUGUAGGUAAGUGUACCAUGCUGGUACUAGCAAACAGUCCACCGCACAUUGUCAAUGGCCGGAUUAUAGAAUGUGGAGGCCAUGUUGUUAGAUUGAUUAAUAUGUAUGUAAGAUUGAUUAAUAUGUAUGUAAGAUUGAUUAAUAUGUAUGUAAGAUUGAUUAAUAUGUAUAUAAAGAUCUAUCACUGUAAUGUAAGAAAGAUAUUGUUGGUAUUGAUGCUUUUUCCCCCAUUUCUUUAAUUGUUGAUUUUUAUCUUGAAAACUGUCAAAUAAGGAAAACAUCGUAGUUGUGGUCAAUACAUUGCCCUUGUAAUUCUCUUUCCUGUAUUGAUUUUUUCUCAAAUUCUCACAUGAGAAAGAUUUCAGGAUUGUGAUUUAUGUACUUGGCCCAUACUGUUUCCUUUUCUUUUGUUUGAUUUCUCAAAGAUUUUCAAAAUGGUAUUGGGAUCUGAUCUGUAUACAACAUGAAAUGUGACAAAGACUGGCUCUACUGCUUUUAGUCACUCAGUGCGUGUAACAUUCCAUGUGUACCCUAAUCACCAAUAAGUACAUCAAAAAGCAUUAUACAUGUAUUUCUGUUGUUAAGGAGAACUGUUGAUUUGUAACCUUGGAUGUAUUUCAAGAAACUUUUUCCUGUACCAACAAAGGGAAUAAAUGGUGGAAGAUCUCUAGAC
Liolophura sinensis is the source of this 3497-nucleotide messenger RNA. RefSeq lists its product as uncharacterized. Bases 120 to 1634 code for a protein of 504 amino acids. The transcript has 2 exons. Lineage: Eukaryota; Metazoa; Mollusca; Polyplacophora; Chitonida; Chitonidae. The record is from RefSeq and is a predicted model, not a curated record. Gene Ontology annotation, cellular component: mitochondrion.